ACGAAACUAAAAACUUCUUUCUCAACCCUCCAAAAACCCAAAAUCCUCUUCUUGUCUAUUAUUCCUAUUCUACUCUCAAUCCCCGUAGAAGGGGAAAAAAAUGGCAAAAGGAGGCAAACUUUCAAAGCUGAAAUCAGUGCUAAAGAAAAUGCAAUCUUUCAAGCUUAGCCGUACCAACAGCAGCUCUAUUGUUGCCACCAACAACUUUUCCGACGAUGAUGAGUACUUGCACACCAGUGCCGCCAAAAAUCUCCAUCCCGUUUACGUCGGCAAAUCAAGGCGGCGCUAUAUGAUUACUUCGGACGUCUUGGACAACCCCCUGCUCCGAAAACUGGUGGAAUAUUCCAGCGACGGCGAGGACACGAUCACCGUUGGAUGUGAAGUCGUGAUGUUUGAACAUUUGCUGUGGAUGCUUGAAAAUGGUGACCCUCAGCCGGAGUCAUUGGAGGAGCUGGUGGAGUUCUAUGCAUGCUGAAAAAAUUUACUGCAUAAUGAAUGGGUACAUAUUGCUGUAAUUUUUUUUUUUUUUUUUUAAAUAAUGUGUGAUUGUCGGUUUAGAAGAUAUAUAAGUUAUAAAGAGAGAGAGAGAGAGAGAGUCACUCACAGUUUGUUGUUCUUUCCCAUUGAAUUGUGACCUGUAAGAGUUAAUUAACCCAUUUUACACGGCUAAUCUUAAUUAAGGGAUGGCUUAAUUUAUGGGUUUUGCCGUUAUUUUUAUUUACUUA
Messenger RNA from Olea europaea var. sylvestris, 725 nucleotides. RefSeq lists its product as uncharacterized. The transcript has a single exon. NCBI's taxonomy places the organism in Eukaryota, Viridiplantae, Streptophyta, Magnoliopsida, Lamiales, Oleaceae. Gene Ontology annotation, biological process: response to auxin. The record is from RefSeq and is a predicted model, not a curated record. Bases 101 to 475 code for a protein of 124 amino acids.